AUGAAACAAUGUUAAAGACUCUUCAUAAUGAUUUUGUUAUUUUCGGACACAUGGCAUCGAUUAAACUUUAUAUUUUGAAUUCUUAAUCAGCUCUACUUCCUCUACCGAAAGGACUUGAGACUAAAUGCGACAAGCAGUUAUGGGCACCUUGUUCACCAAAUAGAAUAUUGAUUUGAUUACGUUAUGAUGAGUUUGUUUCAACAUUGAGGGCGACACAAAUGAAAGGGCUGAUUUUGGCGCUCCAUGAGCUAAUUUCAGCAUCAAACUCUUGAUUUUAGGAAAUUUUUAUAUACCAGUUUGUGUAAAUCUGCAUCGGUUGUUGUGCAUCGAUUUCUGGCCACUACUUUCCUGUUUGUAUUGAGGGAACAAAAGUGCAUGUUCUAGAUAUUGAGGGGAGCCUGUGUACUGCACACCCCCAAAAUCUACACUUGUGGCCAACUGAAACGUAUUAAUGUCACACAGCUUCUCUAAGCCAAAGGUAAUCUGUAUUUCUGGGACAACUGGGUGUAGAAAUGACAGCAAUAUAAAUCAUUGCAAAAUAUUUUAGGUGUAUACUGACAGCAAUAAUCAUUUUGCUUUCACAUCAAGUUUUAUGUACAAUAUGAUCUUUGCUCUGUGUUGUAAACAGGGCCUAUAAACACAGUCCGAGUCCAAACCAUUCAUCUUCCAGGACCAAUCAAAGUCUGAUCUGAUAAGCCCUCUAUCUUAUGAACUGAAUGCACUAAAUGCCUUUCAGACAUUCACUGUCUCUGAGAGGUGAAAUGGCGCAGCGAGGAAUUCAGAUGGACCAGGAAAAACUCUGCUGUUCGAUCUGUCUGGAUCUACUGAAGGAUCCUGUGACUAUUGCCUGUGGACACAACUACUGUAUGAACUGUAUUAAAAGCUACUGGGAUGAAGAGGAUCAGAAGCAAAUCCACAGCUGUCCUCAGUGCAGACACACCUUCAUGCCGAGGCCUGCUCUGGUGCAAAACACCAUGUUAGCAGAUUUAGUGGAGGAACUGAAGAAGACAGGACUCCAAGCUGCUCCAGCUGAUCACUGCUAUGCUGGACCUGAAGAUGUGGCCUGUGAUGUCUGUACUGGGAGAAAGCUGAAAGCUGUCAAGUCCUGUCUGCAGUGUCUGGUGUCUUACUGUGAGCAGCACCUCCAGCCUCACUAUGAAUCCCCUGCCUUUGAAAAACACAAGCUGGUCGACCCCUCCGAGAAACUUCAGGAGAACAUCUGUACUCGUCACAACAAGGUGAUUGAGAUUUUCUGCCGCACUGAUCAGCAGUGUAUCUGUUAUCUGUGCUGCAUGGAUGAACAUAAAGGCCACGACACAGUCUUUGUCUCGACAGAACGGACUGAGAGGCAGAAAGAGCUCGGGGUGAGUCGACAAAACAUCCAGCGCAGAAUCCAGAACAGAGAGAAAGAUGUGACGGUGCUUCAGCAGGAGGUGGAGGCUAUCAAUCACUCUGCUGAUAAAGCAGUGAGGGACAGUGAGAAGAUCUUCACAGACCUGAAUCGUCUCAUUGAGAAAAGAAGAUCUGAUGUGAAGCAGCACAUCAGAUCUCAGCAGAAAACUAAAGUUAGACAAGUCAAAGAGCUUCAGGAGAAGCUGCAGCAGGAGAUCACUGAUCUGAGGAGGAAAGACACUGAGCUGGAGAAGCUCUCACACACAGAGGACCACACCCAGUUUCUACAGAGCUACCCCUCACUGUCACAUCUCACUGACUCUAAAGACUCAUCUCGGAUCAAUAUCCGCCCUGUGCGACACUUUGAGGAUGUGACUGCAGCUGUGUCAGAGGCCAGAGAUAAACUACAGGACUUUGUUAGUGAUGUGUGGACCAAAAUCUCACUGACAAAGACUGAAGUGGAUGUUUUGCUGACACAACCUCAGCCCAAGACCAGAGCUGAAUUCUUACAGUAUUCACGUCAGAUCACACUGGAUCCAAACACAGCAGGCAAUUGGGUCAGAUUAUCUGGAGGGAACAGAAGAGCAACAGAAAAUCAGCCAGGAUCUUUACCAGUUAUUCCUCCACCAGGUUCACGCAGUGACAUCAUCAGACUUCAGGUCCUGAGCAGAGAGAGUCUGACUAGACGAUGUUACUGGGAGGUGGAGUGGAGUGGAUCUGCAGUUUCAGUAGCAGUCACAUCUGCACAUAGGAAAACACCAGUAUAUGAAACUGCAUUUGGGAAAAAUGACACAUCUUGGGCAGUAUAUUGUUUGAUGAAUCAUUAUCAAUUCAGACAUAACCGUAUCAUCACUCCCAUCUCAGGCCCUCAGUCCUCCAGAGUGGGAGUGUACCUGGAUCACCCUGCAGGUAUUUUGUCCUUCUACAGUGUCUCUGACACCAUGACUCUCCUCCACAGAGUCCAGACCACAUUCACUCAGCCUCUCUGUGCUGGACUUGGUGUUUAUCAUUAUCAUAGCUCUGCUGAAUUGUGUGAUCUCAAGUAG
Epinephelus fuscoguttatus (brown-marbled grouper) is the source of this 2438-nucleotide messenger RNA. RefSeq names its product tripartite motif-containing protein 16-like. The transcript has a single exon. The record is from RefSeq and is a predicted model, not a curated record. Bases 726 to 2438 code for a protein of 570 amino acids. Gene Ontology annotation, molecular function: zinc ion binding; protein binding. NCBI's taxonomy places the organism in Eukaryota, Metazoa, Chordata, Actinopteri, Perciformes, Serranidae.